Messenger RNA from Capronia epimyces CBS 606.96, 1296 nucleotides. RefSeq lists its product as uncharacterized. The record is from RefSeq and is a predicted model, not a curated record. The coding region runs from base 1 to 1296 and encodes 431 amino acids. Lineage: Eukaryota; Fungi; Ascomycota; Eurotiomycetes; Chaetothyriales; Herpotrichiellaceae. Gene Ontology annotation, molecular function: sarcosine oxidase activity; saccharopine oxidase activity; flavin adenine dinucleotide binding. The transcript is spliced from 3 exons.
AUGGCACUUCCCCAGGUCCAACGCCCGUCGUAUCUGAUCAUCGGCGCAGGCGCCUUCGGUGCACCGACUGCCCUAGCCCUGAAGAGAGCCGAGCCUGAAUCCGAGGUCACUGUCGUGGAUCGGACUCCUUUUCCAUGUCCCAUGGCUGCCGGCCACGAUCUCAACAAGAUCAUCAGAGCCGACUACAUAGAUCUCAUGUACAUGAAACUGGCGCUGAAGGCCCUAGAACUCUGGAGAACGGACCCUCUAUACAGUCCGCACUUCCAUAACAUCGGUUAUCUCUACAGCUACGAUGAAGACUUCCUCAAGGAGAUCAUUGCCAGAUGGGAGCAGUUGCUCGGCAAGGGCAAUGCUCAAUCAUUCCUGCUGGACCCAGUGGAGGCAAGGAAGAAGUUCAACGGAGUAUUCGAGGACUCGGAUUGGUCCAUGGUAACCCAGUGUCUCUAUAGUCCGACAGCAGGAUGGGCUGACUCUGCCGCUGCUCUUCAAAGUGUCAUGCAAGCAGCCGUCGACCUGGGGGUGAGGUAUGUCGACAAUGGCGCUGCAAAGGUCCUCUUUGGUGAGCACGGCAACUGCACUGGAGCCGUGACAGAAGAUGGUAGAACGCUGACUGCCGAUCGAACAAUCCUGGCUGCGGGUGCCUGGAUUCCAUUGCUUCUCGCAGAAAGUGCACCAGAUGUACCAGAGAUCCAUACUGGAGAACGACUGAUCGCCGUGGGAGCUCCAAUGUGUGCUGUCAAACUUUCUGAUGAACAGCUGGAAAAGUUCAAGGAGUGCCCUGUCAACGCAUUGCUGGCCCCUUUAGCAGCCGAGUGCAUCCCUCCGGGGGAUAAGGGACUGCUCAAAUGCACGUACGACACUGGAUUCAGUAACAAGGUCUAUCACGAAAAAAGUCGACAAGAGAUGUCACUCCCGCCUUCCAAGAUUAGCCAGUCAACGUGGUCUCAAGAUAUUCCUCAGACUCUCAAGGACAACCUCAAGUCAGUAAAGAAUGAGCUCUUUGGGGGAUGGGUCGACGACAUUGAGCCAGAGUCCUACCGAUUAUGCUGGGAUGGUUUCACUCUCAACCAGGACUGGUUGAUCUGCCCGCAUCCCAAAGCAGACAACUUAUAUGUCGCCGGCGGUGGCUCGUUUCAUGGCUUCAAGUUCCUACCCGUCAUAGGAGAGCUCGUUGUUCAGAUGAUCAAGGGUGAGCUUGACGAGGAGAUGACAAAACGAUGGGCAUGGGAUGGUCCUAGGGAAGGCGCAAUAUGUCCUGCAUACACUCCGCACAAAGACCUGGGAGACUUGUCAUGA